UCUUCGACGACUGUUGCGAUGGAAGAAGUCGUAGCCCGAGUAGGCAACGUCGUGUUCGAGCUGGAGGUGGCCCUGGAUCGACAGCUCGGCGCGCUGCCGCUGCCUUUUCCCGGCAUGGACAAGUCUGGAGCAGCCGUGUGCUCUUUCUACCAGAAAGGCAGCUGCGGCAAGGGAUCUGCGUGCCCCUUCCGGCACGUCAAGGGCGACCGGACAGUGGUAUGUAAGCACUGGCUACGCGGUCUAUGCAAGAAGGGUGAUCAGUGUGAAUUCCUUCACGAGUUCGACAUGACGAAGAUGCCGGAAUGCUACUUCUACUCGCGUUUCAAUGCAUGUUCUAACAAGGAGUGCCCGUUUCUGCAUAUAGAUCCCGAAUCAAAAAUUAAAGAUUGCCCCUGGUAUGACAGAGGCUUUUGCAGGCACGGCCCGCUCUGUCGCCAUCGACAUACACGGCGCGUAAUGUGCAUGAAGUAUCUUUGUGGAUUUUGCCCCGAUGGACCCGAGUGCAAAUUUAUGCACCCAAUGUUCGAUCUACCUGCUCCAGACCCUCCGCAACAAGGAUUAAAGAACAUUGUGUGUCAUUACUGUGGUGAGACCGGGCACAAGGCACUGUUUUGCCAAAAGGUGCCCGGUGAUACACGCGAGGAGCAACAAUUUCAUGUGCAGUUAAUUAGUCACCUCAAGGGUGCCCACCGCUGGGAUCACGGGUAUGGCGGCGGAACUAUCACUGGACGAGGGAAACGAACCUUCAGACCUCUGGAUCAAGUCACCUGCUACAAAUGUGGUGAAAAGGGACACUACGCCAACAAGUGCCCCAAGGGACAUUUGGCUUUUCUCAGCAGUGCUCUCCAAGUUUCUCCACACGUGUAA
Molecule: messenger RNA, 867 nt
Organism: Rhipicephalus microplus (southern cattle tick)
Lineage: Eukaryota; Metazoa; Arthropoda; Arachnida; Ixodida; Ixodidae
Product: cleavage and polyadenylation specificity factor subunit 4
Molecular function (GO): zinc ion binding; RNA binding
Source: RefSeq, a predicted model, not a curated record